Molecule: messenger RNA, 738 nt
Organism: Kluyveromyces lactis
Lineage: Eukaryota; Fungi; Ascomycota; Saccharomycetes; Saccharomycetales; Saccharomycetaceae
Gene: PDL32
Product: putative ADP-ribose 1''-phosphate phosphatase
Exons: 1
Coding region: 1-738 (245 amino acids)
Source: RefSeq, a predicted model, not a curated record
AUGAAGGUGCUUUUGAUUGACAUCAAUGCUCGAGUGAUAAACCAUUGGGCCAAGGGUUUAGGGAAUCUACUUAAAUCUGGCGAGGUUUCCAUACAUAAUGGGUCGUUAGAGUCGUUCGAACCGAAUGGGCUGUUAAAAUCAAUAGUGUCACCGGGAAAUUCUUUUGGGUUUCUUGGUGGUGGAUUUGACCUAGCGAUACAGGAAUACUUCGGUGGCUCGUUGUUUGAGCGUUAUGUUAGAUAUAAGUUGAUGCAUUCGUAUGUUCCUGUGACGAAUUGCACUGUGAUUCCCUUGAAUCAGUUUAGUAGAGACCAAUUCCAGUACCUUUUACAUAUACCAACUGUUGUGACACCGGUGGUUCCAGAUUACGACCGUCGAGAUCCAGUCCAUUCCGGGUAUAGAAUCGUAUUUGACGUUACGUGGAAUGCGUUACACUUCCCUCCAAGUGAAACAGAACAACUGGUUUUACCGGGACUAUGUACAGGUUACGCAGGCGUACCGAUCCCUAUCGCAUGUAAAGCCAUGUGCUUCGCCAUUAGAUUGUUCUACCUGAAGAGCAUACUGUCGCAAGACCUUAUCAACACCAUGAUCAUGUGCUUCAUGGGAUACCAGUACGAGCCAUUUAUUAGUGAGGAUUGUCUCAUGGAAUGCCAGAAAGUAGGUAUCGACUGGGAUACAAUGCACCGUUUCAAUCCUCAUGAAGAUCCUUUGGAUUCGAUCUUACCAUCUGGUUACUGA